Messenger RNA from Phoenix dactylifera (date palm), 2018 nucleotides. Its product is annotated as Mitochondrial substrate carrier family protein. The record is from RefSeq and is a predicted model, not a curated record. Gene Ontology annotation, biological process: transmembrane transport. NCBI's taxonomy places the organism in Eukaryota, Viridiplantae, Streptophyta, Magnoliopsida, Arecales, Arecaceae.
CAGGGACAGGGCUGCCUGUUUCUUCGUAUUCCGGCCCCUCUUCCCCUCGCGUUCCUCUCCGUUUCCUCGUGAGAGAAACAAAGGGAGCGGAGAGGAGAAGAGAGAAAAGAGCAAGAAGACUCGGGGAAGAAGCCAUCAGAGCGAGAGAGGAGAUCGAGCGAGAGAUAGAGAGGAAGAAAGAGGAAAGAGAUCUCGUUAGGGUUUCCAUCGGUCGCUUGGUUUGCUUUUGUUGAUCCCGUUCUCCGAGGAUUGUUCUCUUUUUUGAAAAAUCUCCGAUGGGAAUAGGCGAAAUCGUUCUUGAUCCAUGGGGUUGAUGCGUCUUCUUUAGGAUUUUCGGUGUCUUGUCGUCAUUUCUGGCUAUUGAUCCUCGUCUCUUGUUGAUGUGUCUUUUCCCUCCCGCGGCCGAUUCGAAUGCGAAGGAACCCCACCAGUUUCUUGGCAUUCGACCGCUCCCUGUCCUCUUCUUUCAGCGGAAAGGCUUCUCCUUUUGCCUCUCCAGGGAUCGAUGGGAUAAGGAGUUCGCCAUAUUGCAGGCGGGAUAAUUAGUGGGGAGAGGAUUUAUCUGGAAAGCUCUAGAUUUGCUUCGUUGUUCUCUUUGUUGGGUUUCUUUAGGGUUUGAUUGGGGUUGUUGGUGGGUUGAGAAAUGGGUUCUUCCCAGGGGUCGACGCUGACUUCGGCGGCCGACGUGGAUGUCCGCCUGGUGGAUAUUUUGCCGGUGUAUGUCAAGGAGUUGAUCGCCGGAGGAGCUGCGGGGGGUUUCUCAAAGACCGCCGUGGCACCAUUGGAGCGCGUUAAAAUUCUCUUGCAGACGAGAACUGAAGAAUUCAAAUCUCUUGGAAUCUUCCAAUCUCUGAGGAAGCUGAAGCAACAUGAUGGUAUUUUAGGAUUCUAUAAAGGCAAUGGUGCUAGUGUGCUUAGAAUUGUUCCAUAUGCAGCAUUACACUUUAUGACAUAUGAGCAGUAUCGAUGUUGGAUAGUGAAUAAUUAUCCCUCUUUGGGUACUGGACCUCUUAUAGAUCUGUUAGCUGGCUCUGCUGCUGGUGGAACUGCUGUUUUGUGCACCUAUCCCUUAGACUUGGCUCGGACUAGACUUGCUUACCAGGUAACAAGCACGGAACAACUCGGUAAUCGUUUGAGAAGUUUUAAUGCUCGGCCUGCUUAUAGUGGAAUAACGGAUGUUUUAAAGAAUGUUUAUAUGGAAGGUGGAAUACGUUCUCUAUAUCGUGGAGUAGGGCCAACACUUAUUGGCAUCCUUCCCUAUGCUGGUCUGAAAUUUUACAUUUAUGAAGAGCUCAAAACCCAUGUACCUGAUGAAUAUAAGAAAUCUGUCAUACUGCGUCUCUCUUGUGGAGCUUUAGCUGGUCUGUUUGGUCAGACUCUUACAUACCCACUAGAUGUGGUCCGGAGACAGAUGCAGGUCCAAAAUCAGCAAUCAGUGAAUCAACUUGGUGCUCCUCGCAUCACGGGGACGCUGCAAGGGCUUUCUACCAUCGUCCGCACCCAGGGAUGGAGGCAACUGUUUGCUGGUCUGAGCCUCAACUAUGUCAAGGUUGUUCCUUCGGUGGCCAUUGGUUUCACGGCGUACGACAUGAUGAAGACCGUGCUGCGAGUCCCCCCACGGGAGAAGACUGCUGCUUCAUCUCCUGCUGCUGCAUGAUGACACAAUAUUCCAGAGUGAAGUUGAUUUACCAAUGGGUGUGGAAGCAACUUGGCUACAGUGUAACGCUAUCAUUUGACUUUGGAUAGAUUGGGGUACUUGCUCGAAGCAUUAUACAUUCAGUUUCCAGCAUCUGCCAGUAUAUGGAAUUCCUGCAGCUCCUCAUUAAUUUGGUGAAUCAUCUUCCUUGAUUGUUUUUUAAAAAAACUAGUUAAUUGGAAGGACAGGAGGACUAGUCGCUGCCUUGCUACUCAAUGUUCUUGAAAGCUGAGAGGCAUUAUUAUUUUUUUUUUAAUUUUCCUAUCUUGUGAGACUCGAAAAAGAAAUAAAACAAAUCAUUGAUCACUUUGUUUCUUUCUGA